UGGAGGGAGGGCGCGGUGUGAGGAUUCACCCUGGCUGGAGGAGCAGUUUCCCCGAAAGCGGCCAAGCACCAGGCACACCGAGCGGCGAGACCUGCGGCUCAGGCAGGGAUAGGUUGAGCCUGGGCUCCUCGCGGAGGUGCCCGGACGGGGCGGGAGGCUGCUGUAGGCGUCAGGCCACUGCGUGAAGGGAGAGGGGUCCCCGGGGAAGGGAAGCGGCAGAGCAGCUGCAGAAGUGCGGGGAGCGCGAAGGUACCAAGGAAGCAGAUUCCCGCCGCCUUCAGCCAGGGCAACAGCCGGAACAGCAGGGGGAGGAGCAACAGCUGCCGAAUUCGCCAACUAGAGGAGGGGGAGGCGGAGCUUAGGUCCCUGUAGCAGCAGAAGGCGCAGCCUGGACUGUAGUUUCCCGGGAGAGAGGAGAGCAGGAACAGGAGAGGAGCGCAGUCCUCGGAGCCUCUGCUCCAGCAUCCCGCCAGGGGCUGCAGGUGUGUGGGAGGCUUGAAACUAUUCCAACAUGGCUUUCCUUGGACUCUUCUCUUUGCUGGUUCUGCAAAGUUUGGCAUUAGGGACCACUUUCACUGAUGAAACCAUUGCUGAGUUGUCAGUGAAUAUGUAUAACCAUCUUCGAGCCACUGGAGAAGAUGAAAAUAUUCUCUUCUCUCCACUGAGUGUCACCCUUGCAAUGGGAAUGAUGGAACUUGGGGCCCAAGGGUCUACCCUGAAAGAAAUCCGUCAUUCAAUGGGAUAUGAUAGCCUGAAAAAUGGUGAAGAAUUUUCUUUCUUGAAGAAUCUUUCUCACAUGGUGACUGCUGAAGAGAGUCAGUAUGUGAUGAAAAUUGCCAAUGCCCUCUUUGUGCAAAAUGGAUUUCAUAUCAAUGAUGAGUUUUUGCAGAUGAUAAAAAAGUACUUUAACGCAGAAGUCAAUCAUGUGGACUUCAGUCAAAAUGUAGCUGUGGCCAACCAUAUCAAUAAGUGGGUGGAGAAUAAUACAAAUAGUCUGUUGAAAGAGUUGGUAUCCCCAAGGGAUUUUGACGCCGUCACUCAUCUGGCCCUCAUCAAUGCUGUUUAUUUCAAAGGGAAUUGGAAGUCACAAUUUAGACCUGAAAAUACCAGAACUUUUUCCUUCACUAAAGAUGAUGAAAGUGAAGUCCAAAUUCCAAUGAUGUAUCAACAAGGAGAAUUUUAUUAUGGGGAAUUUAGUGACGGCUCCAAUGAAGCUGGUGGUAUCUACCAAGUCUUGGAAAUACCCUAUGAGGGGGAUGAGAUAAGUAUGAUGCUGGUCUUGUCCAGACAGGAAGUUCCACUGGCCACUCUGGAGCCAUUGGUCAAAGCACAGCUGAUUGAAGAAUGGGCAAACUCUGUGAAGAAGCAAAAAGUGGAAGUGUACCUCCCCAGGUUCACAGUGGAACAGGAAAUUGAUUUAAAACAUGUUCUGAAGGCUCUUGGAAUAACUGAAGUUUUCAUCAAAAAUGCAAAUUUGACAGCCUUGUCUGAUAACAAAGAGAUUUUCCUUUCUAAAGCAAUUCACAAGUCCUUCAUAGAGGUUAAUGAAGAAGGUUCAGAAGCUGCUGCUGCUUCAGGAAUGAUUGCAAUUAGCAGGAUGGCUGUGCUGUAUCCUCAAGUUAUUGUCGACCAUCCAUUUUUCUUUCUUAUUAGGAACAGGAGAACAGGUACAAUCCUAUUCAUGGGACGAGUCAUGCAUCCUGAAACCAUGAACACCAGUGGGCAUGAUUUUGAGGAACUUUAAAUCAUUUUAUUUAAAUAAUAAGGAAAAUAGUAACUAAGCACAUUAUGUUUGCAACUGGUAUAUAUUUGAGACUUGUGUUUUACAAUAUAUCUUAAGAUAAUACUUAAAAUAGCUCCCGAUAAAAGCAAUGUAUGUAAAUUAUAAGCCAACUUCUCAAGGAAUGUUAUCCGUAUUAUUGAGGUAAUGAUCCUCUCAUGUCAUUGUGUUUGUUGUGCUAGAAUUUAAAAUAAAAGUACAUAGUGAACGUGUGAA
This is a messenger RNA of Globicephala melas (long-finned pilot whale), 1996 nucleotides long. It is a transcript of the gene SERPINI1, whose product is annotated as serpin family I member 1. Gene Ontology annotation, molecular function: serine-type endopeptidase inhibitor activity. Gene Ontology annotation, biological process: negative regulation of endopeptidase activity. The record is from RefSeq and is a predicted model, not a curated record. NCBI's taxonomy places the organism in Eukaryota, Metazoa, Chordata, Mammalia, Artiodactyla, Delphinidae.